AUGAAGGAGCUAACGGACCACAGACUGCCAGGGCGAAGCUGUCCUCCAGCCAUGGCCCUGUGCCUGGCAUCCCUGCUGGUCUUGCUCUCAGCCGGGCAGGGCAGCACGGGGAACCAGGAGCUCUCCGACAUCCACGGCUGCAAGAAGGCCCUGAAUGUGCCUGCGCUGGGGGCACUGCCCGGAGGCGGCUGGGACAACCUGCGCAACGUGGAGCUGGGGCUGGUGCUGGGGCGCAACUACGCGCAGUGCCGCACCACGGAGGACGGCGAGUACCUGAUCCCAGACCAAGUGCGUGUGAUGCCACGGCGUGAGAGCCAGGUGGAGACCCGCGCCGAGCUCAUGGACGAGUGGCUCAGCUACACCGACGCCUGGGCGGCCUCCAUCAACGCCGAGGUCUCCUUCCUCCCCAGCCUCAACGGUAAGUUCUCCAUGGACUUCCAGGAAGUCAGGAAGUACAGCCUGGAGGACGAGACAGUCACGGCCAGGGUGCAGCUCCGCCACAACGUCUACUCUGUGGAGGCAUCGGAGGACCCCGGCUUCCACCCCGACUUCCUGCAGCACCUGCUGAUCCUCAGCGACCACCUGGAGAACAACCAGACCCGGGAGGCCCAGUACCUGGCAGAGAUGCUCGUGUUCAAGUACGGCACGCACGUCCUCACCCGCGUGGAGGCCGGCGCGACCUUGGUGCAGGAGGACCAGAUAAAGCGGGCAUUUGCGGGCAACGAGGCCGGAGACAGGAGCAACAUCACACUGGCCGCCUCAGCCUUGUUUGACGGCCUGAUCAAUGUCGGGGCCUCGGCCUCCUGGCAGGAGCAGCACCAGUUCAUCCAGAACUACGUGCGCAGCGUGGUGGCCUCCAAGACGCGCAGCCACGGCGGGGUGCCCUUCUACCCGGGCAUCACCAUGCAGACGUGGCAGGAGGGCAUCCGCAACCGGCUGGUGGCCAUCAGCAGGUCCGGCCUGCCCCUGCCCGCGCUGCUGGAGCCUGAAGCGCUGCCGGAGCUCCCAGCGCCCGCGGUGCACCGAAUGGCGGCCGCGGUGCGCAGCGCCAUCUACCGGUACUACGCCGUCAACGCGCACCCCGGCUGCCUGCAGCGGGAGGCGCCCGCCUUCAAUCCCAAGGCCAACGUGGACGAUGGCUCCUGCUCCGGGGGCGGCGGCCGAGCCAACUACAGCUUUGGGGGCGUCUUCCAGGAGUGCGAGGCCGUGUCUGGCAAGGACGCGGAUGACCUCUGCCAGAGCUACCGCACCGCCAACCCGCUCACCGGCAACGCCUCUUGCCCGGCCAGCUACGAGGUGAGCGUUCUGAACAGCGAGCUGAAGACAUCCAGCAAGACCCACUCUGUGUGCCACCAGCAGUGCGAGACGUGCUGGCUCUUCUUCUCCUGCUGCCAGCCCGUGUGCACCUUCCGGGAGGAGCGCAGCGUGGUGCGCCUGGCCGCCUCCUGGUGCGCGCCCGCGGAGGCCUCCCUGCCCCCCGCGGUGGGCUUCCUCUUUGGAGGCCUCUAUAGCCCCAACCACCCCAACCCGCUGACGAAAGGCCAGGCCUGCCCCUCCUACUUCUACCCACUGACACUCUUCGGCGACCUCAGGGUGUGUGUCAGCAGCGACUUAGAGAUGGGGAUGGCCCAGGCAGUUCCCUUUGGGGGGUUCUUCAGCUGCCAGGUGGGCAACCCUUUGGCUGGCCUCAUGAAGGGCCAGAGUGCUGGGCUCCUGCAAGAGGUGUUCUACCAGGACACCCCCACAGCCCACCCCAUGAAGUGUCCUGAAGGGUACAGCCAGCACCAGGCUUACCUCAGCGAUGGGUGCCAAAUCCUCUAUUGCCUCAGGGCUGGGACCAUCGUGGACCAGGAGCAGGAAGCUAUCCGCUUGCCCCCAUUCCUUCCCCGCCCCCUCUCGCUCAGCAACAGCAGCUGCUCCCAGAGGCUCUCUUACCUGGUGGACUCCAGUGGUCAGCAGGUCUGGGUGAGGCAGAAAGGCUGCGGCCAUUGGCGGCAGGCCAACAUCCAUGACAAGUCUCUGCCAGCCAGCCUCCUGAACCAGGCUGCCUCUGGGCCCAGUGACGGGGCCAUUGCUGGUGCCUGCCUGGGGACCAUCGUGGGUGUGGUGGCUGUCGCUCUGGGGAUAAGCUAUGCCUUCAGGUACUAUAAGAAAAGGGUCUAUGGAAAAAAACAGGGUAGCAUCCUGACCCAGGAACAGACUGGCUACGGGGCCACUGAAACCACUGAGGUCCCCAGCUCUGUCUGA
This is a messenger RNA of Pipistrellus nathusii (Nathusius's pipistrelle), 2247 nucleotides long. Lineage: Eukaryota; Metazoa; Chordata; Mammalia; Chiroptera; Vespertilionidae. The record is from the annotation of a GenBank genome assembly.